This is a messenger RNA of Thermochaetoides thermophila DSM 1495, 1689 nucleotides long. RefSeq lists its product as uncharacterized. NCBI's taxonomy places the organism in Eukaryota, Fungi, Ascomycota, Sordariomycetes, Sordariales, Chaetomiaceae. The record is from RefSeq and is a predicted model, not a curated record. Bases 1 to 1689 code for a protein of 562 amino acids. The transcript is spliced from 3 exons.
AUGCCAUCUGGACGUUUCUCGCGCCGGUCGCCGAACCUCGACCUACCUCCGCUGAUCCUCGACUACUCUCCUGCUCCUCCUCCUGAGGAAGGACCCCCGCUCUCCAGAAACGCAAUCCGUGACCCAGCCUAUCUUCCGGCACAGAUCGGUGGCAUUGUUGGCGCCUACGCCUUUUCGCUGCUCCUCGUCGCCUGUCUGCUUCUUGCCCUCUCCAAGUCACGCCGCGAGCAUCUAAGGAAUCGUGACAAUCCUCCAGAGAACCCUGUCAUCGCUUUCAACCCGUUUCCGCAGCCAUUCCUGCUUCAGUCAGAGGAGGAAUACCAGCGAGAACUCGAAAAGUUCCAGACUGAACAGGCUCAGCUUGAACUACUAGAACAACAAAUCGAGCAGUCCAAGAAGCUCACCCUUCAGACCGAUCUCCCAAGGAACUUCUCGUUCCCAUCAAACGUUCCGCCACUAAGCCCGAGCAAGUCGGGCUUUCUGCAUCCACCGCUUAGCCCAACCAGGUCGCUGGUUACUUCGACAUCACCGACAUCAACCAUCCUUGCUGCUGGUAUUGAUCUGUCAGUCGAUCAGUCAGUCGUACAUCGAGAUAGAGCCAUGGCGCAACAACAGCUUGAAGAGAUGUAUAAGCACGUGCUCGAGUUCGAGCAGGCGAAAUUGGAAGGGAGGGAGUAUACAGUUCCCAUCCCUACCCCCGCCAAGACGAAGAAGGAGAAGAAUAAGCCCUCGAGCCUGAACCUUUCUCGUGAUGAGAAGGGCCACUCGCGAGGGUCUUCAAUCCUCUCCUUCCUCAAGUCCCCGCGCAAGAACAAGACAUCUAUGGGCUCCUUGAACAUCUCGUCACCGAUUAUGACGCCCAUGUCUGGGACAUUCCCUCGGCAUGAGGAGCAAGAAAUGAAUCCCAUGCCCCCCCGACACUAUUAUGCCCCUCCGGCCUUCCCCACGGUCCCUGCAGAACCUCCCCGCAGACCCUCAGCUGCUGGCGCAUCGUCUGCAGCUGCGAGCCAGCAUAUUCCAACCCCUGAUGACUCGCCCGUCAGCGACCAGAGUAUUGACGCACGUCUCGAGGCCGCCAAUAUCCAGGCUCGUGAGUCCCGGGAGACACGUGAGACACAGGAUGCUCAUCCUCUCCGCCGUGCCACUCCCGGUUUGGCCGCAGAGCACUCUCGCGAGCAGUCAGUGGCCAGCACACCCGCCGACCACGAGCCUGUGUCUGCCGUCUCGGAGAGGUCCACCACGGGUCUCCUCGCUGCCAGCGUCUCCCCGACCUGGUCAGCAGACCUUCCCGCUUCAGCCCCUCCGUCGUCGAAUGCGUCCAACAAUGGGGAUUCCAGGGCCGAAGGCAGCAAAUCUUCCAGCAAGCCGACCGCUGUGCGUGAGGGUGGCAUGUUGCCGCUGCGUGCAUACGAGCCGUCCGCUGCCAGCCCCACAGCUCCUAGUUAUGCCACCAAGCAGACCGUGUUCACUCGGACUGGCCCGCUGUCGCCCGGCCUGCUCAGCGGCGUGCCCCGCACUCCGUGGACCGGUGCCCCCGUGCCGUACACGCCGUACCAGCCAUUCUCGCCCGUUGUGCCGAUCACCCCCACUGUGGUCACCCGUGCUGAUCGAAAGAGAAUGAAGAAGCUGGAGCCGAAGACACCCACUGUGGAGAUGGUCAAGAGCCAGGAGGAGAUUUGGGGAUGUUAA